Pongo pygmaeus (Bornean orangutan) is the source of this 2427-nucleotide messenger RNA. RefSeq names its product ADAM like decysin 1 (gene ADAMDEC1). Gene Ontology annotation, molecular function: metalloendopeptidase activity. Lineage: Eukaryota; Metazoa; Chordata; Mammalia; Primates; Hominidae. The record is from RefSeq and is a predicted model, not a curated record. The transcript is spliced from 15 exons. Gene Ontology annotation, biological process: proteolysis. The coding region runs from base 316 to 1728 and encodes 470 amino acids.
AGUUUCCAAAUUUUUUAAUGGUGUUCAUAUAUUCAAUGAAUAUUUUAAACAUCUAUUAUCACCAUGGUGCUGUGGUCCUGAAGGGUGCCCCAGGAUAUAUAUCUCCUGUUUUUAAUGGAUUAGCAAACUGCAACUUCCAUCAAGACACCAAAUUGGAAGAUUUAUAUAGUGGCCCAAGCUGAACCUUAGAACUCAUUCUAGAUUCGUCUGUCUCUUCCAACUGGGAGUGGCUACAUAUAAUCAAUCAGCAAGUCUGAAAAUUGUGUAAGAGAAAUUGGAGAAGAUAAAACUGGACACUGGGGAGACUACAACCUCAUGCUGCGUGGCAUCUCCCAGCUACCUGCGGUAGCCACCAUGUCUUGGGUCCUGCUGCCUGUACUUUGGCUCAUUGUUCAAACUCAAGCAAUAGCCAUAAAGCAAACAACUGAAUUAACGCUCCAUGAAAUAGUUUGUCCUAAAAAACUUCACAUUUUACGCAAAAGAGAGAUCGAGAACAACCAGACAGAAAAGCAUGGCAAAGAGGAAAGGUAUGAACCUGAAGUUCAAUAUCAGAUGAUCUUAAAUGGAGAAGAAAUCAUUCUCUCCCUACAAAAAACCAAGCAUCUCCUCGGGCCAGACUACACUGAAACAUUGUACUCACCCAGAGGAGAGGAAAUUACCAUGAAACCUGAGAACAUGGAACACUGUUACUAUAAAGGAAACAUCCUGAAUGAAAAGAAUUCUGUUGCCAGCAUUAGUACUUGCGAUGGGUUGAGAGGAUACUUCACACAUCAUCACCAAAGAUACCUGAUAAAACCUCUGAAAAGCACAGACGAGAAAGAACAUGCUGUCUUUACAUCUAACCAGGAGGAACAAGACCCAGCUAACCACACAUGUGGUGUGAGGAGCACUGACGGGAAACAAGGCCUAAUUCGAAUCUCUAGAUCACUCAAAAGCCCAGAGAAAGAAGACUUUCUUCGGGCACAGAAAUACAUUGAUCUCUAUUUGGUGCUGGAUAAUGCCUUUUAUAAGAACUAUAAUGAGAAUCUAACUCUGAUAAGAAGCUUUGUGUUUGAUGUGAUGAACCUACUCAAUGUGAUUUAUAACACCAUAGAUGUUCGAGUGGCCUUGGUAGGUAUGGAAAUCUGGUCUGAUGGGGAUAAGAUAAAGGUGGUGCCCAGCGCAAGCACCACGUUUGACAACUUCCUGAGAUGGCACAGUUCCAACCUGGGGAAAAAGAUCCACGACCAUGCUCAGCUUCUCAGCGGGAUUAGCUUCAACAAUCGACGUGUGGGACUGGCAGCUUCAAAUUCCUUGUGUUCCCCAUCUUCGGUUGCUGUUAUUGAGGCUAAAAAAAAGAAUAAUGUGGCUCUUGUAGGAGUGAUGUCACAUGAGCUGGGCCAUGUCCUUGGUAUGCCUGAUGUCCCAUUCAACACCAAGUGUCCCUCUGGCAGUUGUGUGAUGAAUCAGUAUCUGAGUUCAAAAUUCCCGAAGGAUUUCAGUACAUCUUGCCGCACACAUUUUGAAAGAUACCUUUUAUCUCAGAAACCAAAGUGCCUGCUGCGAGCACCUAUUCCUACAAAUAUAAUGACAACACCAGUGUGUGGGAACCACCUUCUGGAAGUGGGAGAAGACUGUGACUGUGGCUCUCCUAAGGAAUGUACCAGUCUCUGCUGCGAAGCCCUAACGUGUAAACUGAAGCCUGGAACUGAUUGUGGAGGAGACGCUCCAAACCAUACCACAGAGUGAAUCCAAAAGUCUGCUUCACUGAGACGCUACCUUGCCAGGACAAGAACCAAGAACUCUAACUGUUCCAGGAGUCUUGUGAAUUUUCACGCAUAAUGGUCUUUCACUUGUCAUUCUACUUUCUAUAUUGUUAUCAGUCCAGGAAACAGGUAAACAGAUGUACUUAGAGACACUGACUGUUUGUUUAGGCCUAAUCUUUCAUGGUUUUUUGUUUUUUUUAAAGAUCAUGAAUUUGUGACUUAUUUCUGCCCUUUGGAGAACAAAACAAAGUAGUUUUCCAUCAAAGCACCUUAAAAUGCACUGCUGAACUAUUCAGAGUUAACACUCCAGAAUUGUUAAAUUACAAGUAUUAUGCUUUAACGCUUCUUUCAUCUUACUAGUAUGGCCUAUAAAAAAAUAAUACCGCUUGAUAGGUGAAGGCUUUGGCAAUAGAAAGAAGAACAGAAUUCAGGUUUUAUGUUAUUCCUCUGUGUUCACUUUGCCUUGCUCUUGAAAGAGCAGUAUUUUUCUAUAUCAUGUCAAGAAUGAUUAAAUGUAAAUAUUUUUCAUUCUAUCACGUAUAUCCUAUGCACACAUCUCCUUCAUCAUCAUAUAUGAAGUUUAUUUUGAGGAGUCUACAUUGCUUACAUUUUAAUUGAACCAGCAAAGAAGGCUUAAUGAUUUAAUGAACCAUAAUGUCAAUAAAAACACAACUUUUGACGC